AUGUUCAGCGGAGGCAAGAGCUCUGGGCACCGCCGUGUGCCCUCGCCCAAGAUGAAAGAUGAUCACUUGGAGCCGCUAGACACAGAUUUUCCGGCACCAAAUUCGCUUUUUCCUCAGUACUCAAACCCUCAUCCCGGAUUCUCCAAUGCUACCCAUGCUAUCGAUGAAGAGACAGUCGAUUUUGUCACUAGCAGCGAUGGCAUUAUAUCGCCUCGUUACAGUCGAUCAACGAGAGUAAAUAGCCCCGAAGGGGACAAACAGAUCCCUCUACAUGUCCAAACAUUCGAGACCAUGUCGGAAGACGAAGAGGAGCCGCCCGUGAAACAUCCCAGCGAGUUUCCCUAUCUUAGCCCCCCGCAGUCUCGCAAAAAGCAGUUGAUGCCUAUGCACGGAGGAGCUCAAGAAACGAAGAAGAAUGCCACAACCGAGAAGCAAUCGUCAACGUUCGCCAAACACAAAAUUGGAAUCCUCGUUUGUCUCUUGUUGGGUCUUUUGGCUGCGCUCAUUGUGCUCAUUGUCCGUAGCACAAGCCCAACUCCAGCAGACAACAACGCAUACAUCGAGAAUACCAGUAGCGGCAGCAAUCUGGCUAACGAUAUUGCGCCUGACACGCAAGAGCCGGCAGCAAUCGAUUCAGCCGUGCCUAUGUCGUCCAACACCUCCUCGCCUAACGGUACUUCCUCCACCCUGAUCACUAACAACGAGCCACAAGAAGAACUCAACUUUCUACCACCUAUGAACCCUACAACUCCUCGUCCGACGCCAGUACCAUCUGUGGCACCAAUUGUCACGGCAGAACCAACCUUGUGGGAACCCAUCACUUCUCUUCCCAGCAUCCCCCCAAAGGUGUCGCCCACAACACGCGCUCCCACUAUUCAGGUCAACCAUCCUUUGAUUCGAGUCAUACAGCCAAUUGUCCCUCGUCAGAUUUUGUUAGAUCCAUACACACCUCAAGGAGAAGCCCUCAUCUGGAUGGCCACAACCGACCGACAAACUCCGUCUAAUAACAAUCGAAUAAUCCAGCGUUUUGUAAUGACGGUAAUGGAUGUAGCAUUACAUUCCCCCAGGCCUCGACUAUGGAGUUCUCGUAAUCUUCACGAAUGCCGCUGGCCAGGUGUGACAUGUAACGAUUCCAAGCAUGUCACGGGAGUCAACUGGGCCCGACAGAGUCUACAAGGUACAAUUCCAACGGAAAUUAGUCUCUUGACACAUCUAGAAAGUGUUGAUAUUGCUCAGAAUCAGCUAAAGGGUAGUAUAGAGCCAUUGUACUCACUGGAGAAGCUGAAGUAUGCCUAUGUGUUUGAAAACCAACUUACCGGUACCAUAUCACCAGACAUUCAGAACUGUCGAAACUUGACGCGCUUCUUCGCAGGACACAAUCAACUAUCUGGUUCUAUUCCAGCCGACUUGAAAAUGAGACCAUUGGAAUGGCUCGUCGUUCAUUGGAACAGACUUACCGGUACCAUACCUUCCGAUUUGAGCCUGGGCUUGAAUGUUUACCUUGACCUUUCACACAACCAGUUCACCGGAACAAUUCCAGAAAACUUUGCAACGGAAAUAGUACCCAAUGUUCGCCAUGUACAUCUCGAUCACAAUCAGUUUACUGGGUCCAUCCCAGGAACCUUCCGAGAAUUGGGCAAGGGACGUCUGCGGCAGCUCUUUCUAAACGACAAUAGAUUCAACGGCAAGUUUCCAGAAGACUGGCUGUUCCCCAAGUUCCUGAACAACAUUGAUCUGUCAAAUAAUCGAUUCCGGAACAAUCUGAACGAAAUGUGCCUCAUGUCGGUCUUUGAAUACGGCGAGUUGGUAGAACUGAGAGCUGAUUGUCCGAUCUGUAACUGUGACAGGCUAUGCAGAACAUGCAGAGACAACAAAGACUACAAAUACGAGUACGAUGAUGACGAUUGGCAGUUUGACGAUGAUGGUGCAUAA
Molecule: messenger RNA, 1932 nt
Organism: Seminavis robusta
Lineage: Eukaryota; Bacillariophyta; Bacillariophyceae; Naviculales; Naviculaceae
Source: the annotation of a GenBank genome assembly